Aricia agestis (brown argus) is the source of this 1799-nucleotide messenger RNA. RefSeq names its product eukaryotic translation initiation factor 4E-binding protein Mextli (gene mxt). The coding region runs from base 70 to 1635 and encodes 521 amino acids. Gene Ontology annotation, biological process: regulation of formation of translation initiation ternary complex; positive regulation of translation. The record is from RefSeq and is a predicted model, not a curated record. Gene Ontology annotation, molecular function: eukaryotic initiation factor 4E binding; translation initiation factor activity; RNA binding. The transcript is spliced from 13 exons. Gene Ontology annotation, cellular component: cytoplasm; RNA cap binding complex. Lineage: Eukaryota; Metazoa; Arthropoda; Insecta; Lepidoptera; Lycaenidae.
UUUCACUUUUACGCAUUUCGCUACAACAUAGGAUUUAGUGUGCAUAACCCGCAUAGGGGCGCAGUAGCUAUGGAUGACAUGUCGACUCUAACAAAGAUGACUCGGACAGUGAAAAAAUUAGAAAUCCCUAGACCUCUCAAAUCGUCCACAAGUUCGGCUCACAACAGGAAUUCAGUACUGGAUGUGAAAAUUAACUCUGUGGAUGACCUUAUUGUGUUAACUGAGGCUGUUGCUUAUCAAAUGAUGCAAGGCAAUUAUGAUCGAGCACUUCAAAGCAAUGUCUCCACUAUGUAUUCUAACCUUAAAUUAUAUGGAGCACAACUAGAAUCUUUGUAUAAGGAAUUUCUUGACAGGUACUUUGUUGUAUUCCGAAAUGGAUCUCAAGAUGAGAGGCUUGAUAAGAAAACUCGACUUCAUCUACUAGAACUGAUAGAGCUACGUGCUAAACAUUGGCAGGGGUCUGAUUACAUGAGCCAGUAUUACAGACACCGUGGUACACAUGCAGAGCCACUUUUGGUACCAACAAUGGACGGGUCGGGCUCGGGUGGCUCGGUAUCCCCUACGCUGGCUACGCCUGCCGAGCCUCCGACAAUGCUCGGGCCCGGGGAAGUUAUCAAACCAUCUGGCAAAUUUCCAAAACCUACCAAGAUUCCUGGCAAAAACUAUUCCAAAGAUGAAGUUGUAAUAAGAAAUGCUGACUCUGGAAAAGUUAUGGGUAUCAAGGGCAGACGGGUGCAUAUGAUCGAGGAGCUUAGUGAUACGAUUAUAUCGUUUCAGAGAGUGAGUCCAGGCGCAAAGGAGCGGCUCGUCCAAAUUACUGGACCUAAUGAGGAGAAUGUUAAUCACGCGAAGCAUCUGAUCGGUGACACGAUUCGGCGCAACGCGUCGCCGGUGCGGCUGGAGGGGGCGCUGGACGGCGGCGCGCUGGCCACCUCCCGCGCUUCGCUCGACUCCAACGGCUCCGACGAGGCUCGCCCGAGGGAGAAAUCUCCACAUGUUUCGAGGGCUCUAAUGCAUAGCUUCUCCACUAAUGAUGCAGCUUUAAGCGAAUACAAAUACACUGUUAUGUUUGGUCAACAUUCCAUCAAGAUUACUGGAACCAAUUUAGAUCUUGUUAAGACCGCAAAACUGGUGCUGGACGAGUAUUUCGAGAGCGCCGGUGCGCUUGAGGCGCUGGGCGCGGGGUCGGGCGACUUCUUCACCCUGUCGCAGCGACCCGGCGCCGCGCUGUUACUGCGCGAUGACACCGCGCUCAACGGCGCCGAUGACGAUGUGUUCGCGCCGCCCGACGCCACGCCCACUACACCGGCCACGCCCGCCACACCCGCCCCACCGGCGACGCCAGCGGAGCCGGACGCAGCGCCGCGCCGCCCGCGCUUCUCGCGCGCCGCCUCCACCGAUAAGUACCACGGUGGCGGUUCGUCGCGGCAGACUUACUCGUACGAGACGCUGGUGCAGUUCGCCGACUCGCCGCUCAGCAAGCUGCCGCCCGCCGGCCUGGCCGCCUUCCCGCCGGAGCUGGCCCGCAAGGGUUGCCUGGAGUUCGACAGCGUUAGCUACUUGAAGAAGGUCCGCGCGGCCGGCGGCACCACCGUCGCCUCAGUCGACGCGCCCGACUCGCCCGAGCCCGAGUAACCCGACCCCACCCGACCCGAACACACACCCUGGCUAUGGCAACAUCUGUGGCUUGACAAUCCAGAUUACAGCUACAACUUGAGUAGUAACUUCUGGCUCCGAGGACUAUCGAGGCAUAGGAAAUUUGAUAAUACUAAAACCAGUUGACCCCGAUAGCGAGGUAC